Drosophila willistoni is the source of this 2261-nucleotide messenger RNA. RefSeq names its product scaffold protein salvador (gene sav). Gene Ontology annotation, biological process: hippo signaling; apoptotic process; regulation of cell population proliferation. The record is from RefSeq and is a predicted model, not a curated record. Lineage: Eukaryota; Metazoa; Arthropoda; Insecta; Diptera; Drosophilidae. The transcript is spliced from 4 exons. The coding region runs from base 82 to 1824 and encodes 580 amino acids. Gene Ontology annotation, molecular function: molecular adaptor activity; protein binding.
AUCAAUGACAGAGAAACAAAGGCGACGGCGUCAGCGACGACAGGAAUAAAAAGCACUCUUCCAGGAUAGGCGGCGCUGCGCAUGAACUAUUUAACAAUUUUGCUGUGCAAUCGUAAGCCGACGAUGCUCUCGCGCCGGAGCAAAGAGAAAUCACACAAGGAGGGCGUGGUGGGGAAAUACGUUAAAAAGGAUACGCCACCUGAGAUACCGGUGAUCAAUGUGUGGACUACGACGGAUCAGAGGGUGGCAGCCAAAAAGAAAACGUUACAACGUUGUGCCAGCACUUCGCCAAGUUGCGAGUUUAAGCCGCGGAGCUCUAGCACCAGCCGGAAUACAUAUUCCUGCAAUGAUACUCAGCCGGACUAUUAUCAUGCACGUCGUGCUCAAAGCCAACUGCCCCUAAAUCCGCACUCGCAUUCACAACCACAUACUCUGCCUCCUCCGGGACCACCGUCACAGCAGUUCCGCCAGAGUAUCAGUGGCAGCAGAAGCAAUAGCAGCAAUUAUGUGAAUAUCGAGCAGAUCGAGAUCGAGCGAAUGAGGCGACAGCAGUCUUCGCCACUAUUGCAUAUCGCCACAACGCCAAAGAUGGGCUUCCAGCGAAGCUAUUCAACGACACAGAAAUCCCUCCACGGCCCACAUCAUCCGCAUAUGGCAGCAGCCAGCUAUGAUGCUGAUCAGACUCUUUUGAGUGCCUCCUAUGCCAAUAUGCAGCUACUUCCGCGACACACUCCGACGCAUUUUGCCCUCCAGCAACAGCAGCAGCCCCAGUUUGGUUCAACUCUUCGUCAACCGCGUUACCAGCAGAGCAGAUCUCCAAUGCAACAGCAACAGCAGCUGGCUCACUUGGGUGGUAGUUACUCCAGUGAUUCAUAUCCCAUAUAUGAGAAUCCCUAUCGGGUUGCGUCCAUGCGUGUGACACCAACCCAGCGCUCGGAAUCGCCUAUUUAUAGUAACACGACUUCAGCAUCAUCGACCACACUGGCGCCACCUCAACAUCAUCAUCAGCAGCAACAACAGCAUCACCAUCACCUGACUUUGCCGUCUGGUGCCGGCGACUCGCAGAGCAUCAGUGGCCGUGGUGGCAGUUCUACCUCAGUGCAAUCUUUGUAUGCCCCACCGCCGCCUCCUACGCCACCAGCUUCCACCGCAAUUGGCACUCCAACUGGAUCCGGAAGCGUUAAUGGAUCGCUGCAGAAGGUGCCAUCGCAGCAGUCGCUUACAGACGUCGAGGAAGAACUUCCACUGCCUCCUGGUUGGGCCACCCAGUACACGCUGCAUGGCCGAAAGUAUUACAUCGAUCACAAUGCUCACACCACGCAUUGGAAUCAUCCAUUGGAACGGGAGGGUCUGCCGGUGGGUUGGCGUCGGGUGGUUUCCAAGUUGCACGGCACAUACUAUGAGAAUCAGUACACCGGCCAGUGCCAGCGUCAGCAUCCUUGCCUCACAUCCUACUACUAUACGACAUCAGCUGAGCCACCCAAAGCCAUCAGACCGGAGCCAUCUCUCUAUGAUGCACCACCACCUGCUCAUACUCACAGUGCCUUAGUCCCGGCGAAUCCGUACUUGCUCGAAGAGAUUCCCAAGUGGCUUGCCGUCUACUCCGAGGCGGAUUCGUCUAAGGAUCAUCUGCUGCAAUUCAAUAUGUUCAGUCUGCCCGAGCUGGAGGGUUUCGAUAGCAUGCUGGUGCGUCUCUUCAAGCAAGAGCUCGGCACGAUUGUGGGUUUCUACGAACGUUAUCGUCGCGCUUUAAUACUCGAGAAGAAUCGACGCGCCGCAACCCAGAACCAACCGACUUGUGGAUCCCAACAACAAUUGCAGUAGGAGUAAUGUGUAUACUGUUCCCUACGACAAUUGAACGCAUACUCGCCAACAUCUUUUGACGUGUUCGUUUUGCUCCUAUUCAUGGCAUUGUGCAACAUAUUCUUCUUAACGAAUGGAUCUAUCGACAAGACAAGACUCCCAUGAGUUGUUCCUUCGAUUUGUUCAAGUUAAUCGUACUUUUGCGUCGCGCAAAUGAUAUGUCGGAGAUACUCAUGAAAAAUUCAGCAAAACAAACUCCUUGGGGUCCAUCUAUACAGAUUUUUUUUUUACCCAUUCACAGUUUAUUCAACUUUCGAAUAUAUUCAUAUACCUUAAAAAAGACUACGCCAUAGAGCCCAGCAUCCAUGUGAGAUUAAACAAACAUAGAUUUCAUUUUUAAAAACGUAUAUAUGUCUUACGUUUGUGCAGUUUGAAUAAAAGAGGAAAACUAAGAGUUA